Messenger RNA from Zea mays, 1411 nucleotides. RefSeq lists its product as uncharacterized. The transcript is spliced from 4 exons. The coding region runs from base 90 to 1073 and encodes 327 amino acids. Lineage: Eukaryota; Viridiplantae; Streptophyta; Magnoliopsida; Poales; Poaceae. The record is from RefSeq and is a predicted model, not a curated record.
AGCCCCACCAUCCUUUUGGGAGACACGGACCAGAGCUCUAGUCUGCACUCCGCAGGCAGGCAAGCACGCAAAGCUGCCGGCGUCCUGAGAUGGCGGCGACCCUUCCCGUUCCCUACGCCCUACGGCUACGCGCCCCUCUUCCCAUGUCGCGGCGAAUUCCCCGUAAGCCAUCAUUCUCCUGUAACAGGGCAUGCCGCGCCGGCGUCCGCUGCUCCGCCGCAAACAAGCCCUCCCCUCCUCCCCCGACCACUCCGGAUAGCAGCGAGGUAAGCUCCAUUGCGAAGAUACGGAGUGAGGUCCUCUCCCCGUUCCGGUCGGUGCGGAUGUUCUUCUACCUCGCGUUCAUGGCCAGCGGCACGCUGGGGGGCCUCAUCGCGCUCACGCGGCUCCUCCCGGCGCUGUCCGGGUCCGACCCCGCGAGCGCGGCCAGCACGCUCAAGGGCCUGGGCAUCGACGUCGCGGCCGUCUCGCUCUUCGCCUUCCUCUACUCGCGCGAGAGCAAGGCCAAGGACGCCCAGGUGGCCAGGCUCGCGCGGGAGGAGCGCCUGUCCAGGCUCAGGCUCCGGCUCCGCGCCGGCGCCGCCGAGGGCGCGGGUAGCAGCAGGCCGUUCACGCUCGGCGAGCUGCGGGGCACUACGCGGCUCGUCAUCGUGGCGGGGCCCGCCGAGUUCGUCGCCGAGUCGUUCCGCAGGAGCCAGCCGUUCCUGCGGGAGCUCGCGGAGAGGGCCGUGCUGGCGGUGCCCUUCGCCACGGACGGCAGCACGCCCGAGCUGCGGCUGGACGAUGGGGGCGACGACGAGGACGGCGUCGACGACGACGUUGCCAGGAGGAGCAAGAGGCUGUGGCAGCUCACUCCGGUGUUCACGACCGAAUGGGCGCAAUGGUUAGACGACCAGAAGAAGCUGGCCGGCGUGCCAUCUGAUUCCCCCGUGUACCUCUCCCUCCGAAUGGACGGGCGCGUCCGCGGCAGCGGCGUGGGGUACCCGCCGUGGCAAGCGUUCGUGGCGCAGCUACCGCCGGUGAAAGGGAUGUGGUCGGGUCUUCUUGACGGGAUGGACGGCAGGGUGCUCUAGGCCAACAACGUGAUAAUUGAUAAGGACCCCCAUUUUUGCCGUGCCUAGUUUAGCUAGAUGUAACCGGUGCUUAUAAGGAUGUUUUACUUGCUUGUCCAUAAGCAGAGUUGAAAUUGAGAAAUUAAGCACUACUUGUAUAGUAAUUACAGUACCACAAUAGCACGUGGACGUAAAACCAAAGACAUCAUGUGUAUUGGCAAUCUUCCUGUAUGCUACACGCCUAUACCCGCUGUAAAUUCGCUACCCACCUAAGAGCUUGUUUGGUUUGUAGUCCACGGUGUCUACACACUAAACAUGACCAGAGAUCGGACCAGGAUCAGUGGCACUUGUGUUUCGUC